AAUAGGAAAAAUAGUUAGACGGAGAAGAGUUGUUGGUUUGCGUAGUUACACCACGUUUGUCUCGAUUAACACCUUUAUACGACAGCAUCUGUGCUGGUGUGACUGUGUGUUUGGGGAAAUUGAUCCGGGGGGAGGCAGGAAUACAAGCAAACAGGUGUCAUAUGAAGUGGGACAGUCGUUGGUCACGACUGCUAAAGACUCUGAACCCAAAUCAAUGGAGGACCCACCUGCAUCGAUGGAAGAGAAGGAGUUGGAGGGGAGUGUGACAAUCAUCCCUUCGUCAGAUCUUCAUCCUACCAUCCCUUCUUCAUCUCCUCUUGUCCAUACCUCUGCAAAACCUAAUAUCACAAGUGAGACCAUGAUGGACCCUACAGCUGGCUCGAGGGCAAAUAACAACUGCAGCCCUGCUCUCGCUUUGCGUGCUCAAGCCAGCCCAACCAAACAACAUAUCCCUUCUUCAUCCCCUCUUGUUCAAACCACUACAAUACCUUGUUUCCCAAGUGAGACAGUGAAGGUACCAAACGCUGUCUCAAUGGCUAAUAACGACUGCAGCGAAGCUCUCUCUUCUCCUGCUGAAGCCAAACCUGCUGAAACACCACCCGCUACCUUUGAUGGGACUAUUGGAACCAACCCAGAUGUCCCACAUAUCCCAUCUUCAUCCCCUCUUGUUCAAACCACUACAAUACCUUGCUUCCCAAGUGAGACAGUGAAGAUACCAAACGCUGUCUCCAUAGCGAAUAAUGACUACAGCCAAGCUCUCAAUUCUCCUACUGAAGCCAGCCCAGCCAAACCUGCUGUUACACCGCCCUCUACCUUUGAUGGGACUAUUGAAACCAGCCCAGAUACCUCAAAAAUCGCAUCAGCGUCUGACUCCCUGACAACCACAGGGACAAGCCUUAUAAACCUAUCAGAAGCGCCUUCACCGUCAUUGCCUGUUUUGCCACCUACCACAUUUGGCAAUAGAGACCAGCAGGAGGAUUUUCCUAAUGUUUUGACAUUCAAAGGAGUUAGCAUCACACUGGAGAAUAACAGUGUGUGGAAACAAUUUAACAGCUGUGGGACGGAGAUGAUUCUUACCAAACAGGGACGCCGCAUGUUUCCGUACUGCAGAUAUCGUCUGGCAGGUCUGGACCCUGAUCGGCUGUAUAGUCUGGUUUUGUCCAUAGUUCCUUCAGACCAGUACAGGUACCGAUGGAACCAGUUAAAAUGGGAAAUCAGUGGAGCUGCAGAGCAUCAGACACAGGGUCUGAUUCGGGCAUUUGCUCACCAUUACUCACCCGUUCGAGGAUCGGACUGGAUGGGCAGCUUGGUAUCUUUCUACAAACUCAAACUUACCAAUAAUCCUGAGGAUCACGAUGGGCAUAUAAUCUUACACUCCAUGCAGCGCUACAUUCCCAGGAUUCAUGUGAUUCCUGUCCCAGAUGGGGACGUAUUCACUCCAGACAAGCCUGUGGUUAUGGGACCAGAGAGCAUGACCUUCACCUUUCCACAAACUGAAUUCAUGGCGGUGACAACGUAUCAGAAUUUUCGCAUCACGCAGCUGAAAAUUAAUCAUAAUCCGUUUGCAAAAGGCUUCAGGGAAGACGGGAACAACCCUCGCCUACAGCGGGUCACAAAUGGGGCUCAUCCUGUCGUGAAGUUGGAUACUCAGUCUACUGUUUUAAUACCGGCUGAGAUUAAUGAAAACCAGGGGGCUGUGAAUCUCAGCACAAACCACGAAACCGUCCCUACUUCUGUCUCGUCUGAGCAAGAAACUCGACUUGUCCUGAAGCCGAUAAUGUCUUCCUUUGCUAAUAAGGAUGACCCGUAUGUCCCCUGUUUGAGAGGAAACCAUGCCCUUGGUGAGCUUGUGCUUGUUCAAAAACGUCCAACUGAGGAAGCCAAGGAAGAACCAGAUGCCACGAGUGUAACCCCAAAGAUACAGAAAGGCUUCAGAUUUACACCUAAAUCAUUAUCCAGGACUUCAAAGUUCAAAACCUCUACCCCGGCAUCAUCACUUGGGUACCACAAGCGGAGAAAGAGGAUCAACAGACGCUGGGCAAAUUCCCGGGGAAAACUGUGGAAAGCUACAGAUGCCUCCCCCACAGUCGUCCACAGCCCAUCAUUAACUGUCGCUAUGCAACCAGAGCUGGAUGAAGUAGAAGGCCUGCUGUUUGUAUCAUUUACCUCAAAGGAAGCUCUUGAGGUUCAUGUCGGGGACACGCCGGCCAAUAGCUCAUCUUUUUCCUUCCCAGAAUCCCAAACAAGAACUACAGAGUGGAACCAAACAGUGGAGGAGAUUGAAGAGGCCGAGGAGGAGAAGAUAGCACGCUUGGAGGCCGCCCUGCUGCAGAACCUCAGAGUCUUCAAACACAGACAGGUCAUCCAUCCUGUGCUGCAGGAGGUGGGCUUGAAGUUGUCCUCUCUCGACCCAAACAAGUCUGUCGACCUGAAGUACCUGGGGGUUCUCCUGCCGCUGCCUCCCCCAAACCUACCAAGACAAGACAAUACUACAGCUUCUGGUGAAGGGUUACCCUUCAUCUCACGCACUGGAAAGACAAAUGACAUGACGAAAAUAAAGGGAUGGAGAAACAAGUUCAUAAAAAAAAAAGACUCAUCACCCUCUAACGCUGAUGGAUCACAAAAAAACCUAUCUGCCUUCUGCAGCAACAUGUUGGAUGAGUACUUGGAGAGUGAAGCUCAGUAUAUAAGUGAGCGUGCUGCUGCCUUCUCCACAAACCCCGAGGGCCUGGUGUCCUAUCAGCUGCCUGCCAAGAGCUCCAGCUACGUGAAGACCCUGGACAGCGUACUCAAGCAUCGAAGCGUUACUUUACCUGGGGUGGGCAACAGACCCUGCCCGCUUUCCCACAAACGCGUCCACGACUCUGGUGGGACCGCCGAAGUUCAGGAGUCGACAGCCGAGAUUACAACAAAGAAUACUUCUGGGUCAAGUCAGAGAUUGUCUACAUACCUCCCUGGGGUGAGCCAGAGGCCGGUGAUGAGCUUUGGGCAGAACCAGGGGAUGACUCAUAAACCUCCAGGCUUUACUAAGUCCCAGUUCAACCUGCUGCAGAUGGAGCUCGGAGCCAUGAAUGAGGGUCUGCACAGAACACAGCUGACUCAAGACAGGCUGUCAGUGGCUCUGUCUGUUAUACUGACCAAACAGAUGCAGCCUAGCCAGCUCUUGAAGAUGGCUCAGUAUCCAAAUCCAAAUGCUGAGGGACCUGAAUGUGGUCAGGACUUCUGCAUACUGGGCUGUGUGUGUUCCAGUCUGCAGAUUCCCAACAGAGGUCCCCUCCACUGCCAGCGGCCUGACUGCAUGUUUGGCUGCGUCUGCUUCAAACGCAAGAUCACAAAGCAGACGACCACGGGGGAGAGUGAAGUACAGAACGAAGCUGUUUACUCUUUGACUAAUAUGGAUCAUGUGGUCCAGUCUUGCCCGGGCUCCCAUGCUAAAAAACUGUGGAAGUCUGACAUUCGUGACAAGGAUACAGAUCCACUCUCUGCCCCCAAAAUGGCUCCUCUGUGGACAGCACCAGCUAAGGCCCCAAAACGCAGCUUUGUUCCUUGUCCAAUACAACUGAUCAAAGAGGAGGAUAAGAGUCCAGUGUAUAAAUACUUUGAGAGCAUGAUGACCUGUGCACGUGUAAGAGGGUACAGAAGCAAGACACCCCCUGAAGUCACAGAGCCUCGGAUCCCCGAUCCUGAAACACCGAACCCCACGGAAGAACCACAGGACACGAGCUCAGAAGAAACAACUUCUCAUGGAUCAACAGUCAGGGAGGCAGGAGUGAAAAAGAAAAUCGAGAUCCAGUCAGUGUGUCAGUGGGACAAGGACCGCAAAAUGAUCCUUGAAACUUUGCAUGGACGCCUGAUGCAGAAUCGUCUGUCUCGUCGCUUCUAUAUCGGACCUUACCGCAUCCACCCGCUCGCCAAGAUUUCCAUACGGAAGCCAAGCGGCUCAGUUGUCACAUACAGGGUGAAGAUCAGUAAACCAUCAAAAGCCAGUGAUAAUGAAGAUGAAUCUGAUGACAGUGAUGAGGACAAUCAUGUCAACAAAAGCCUUUUUGAAAACACUGAUGCAGAGCUGGAAAACAGCCAAGUUGAAAAGCCAGAGAUGCACUUUGGAGUCACACCAUUUCUCAGUGGAGUGACACCCGCCGGCAGACUGAGAGCCAGGACCAAAUCUGUUGGAUCUCAAGCCAACGGACUCAUACAGGUAAACGGCAAAUCCUACAAUCAGGCCAGACUGCUGCUGGGGAACAUGGGAUCUCUCCAUCCAGCCAACCGCCUUGCAGCGUACGUCACAGGCCGCCUGAAAGCCCCUGCAGACAUUCAUCUUAAAACCUCAGAGGAAUCAGAACCUACAAACAAAACCAGCACUCUUGGUGGCCUGCACAUAAAGGCAGCAGGCGCAGUAGUCCCUCCUAUUAUCAACGCACGGAAAACCACUGAUCUGAAGACUCCGGCACAGCCAACAGCUAAACUUUUCCAGCCAGACUUGUGGAGAAAAGGAUCCGUCACCUUGCCACAGAAUUCACUAAACCCCUCUUCCAUCAACCCUGUCAAGUCUUUCAUCAAAAGCCAGCUCAGCUCACUGAACCCGCUCCAGAGCAGCUCCGUGUCCCAGCCUGUCUCUCUCACUGUCUCACCCGCACUGAAAACCCCAAGCUUUUUGGGACAGAGCGGGACAUAUUCAUUCAGGAUCUGCCCCCCAGCUAACCAGGGCACCGCAGGCAAGAACCUACCAGGUGUCUCCCUGCCUGGGGGCUUCACCCUCAUUCAGCUCCCCAAGCCUGGAGGUAAAGAAGCUGUACAGCACUCUCAAUCUGUGAACACUACAAACAUGACUGCUGUGGGUAGAGCACCGCCACAAAAGCCUGCUUUGUUUAACUCUGGACACUCUGCACCUAAUCUGGAUACAAAAUGGCUUGAAUUUGACAUCUUUGCCCGAGCUAAGGAGCUGUCGGACAUCCGAUCAGCACAGCCUGGAGCCUUCACUAAACAGAUGUUUGACGAGAAGAUGCGAUCAGUUAGGAAUGAAAGAUUCAGUGCAAGAAAGGGAGAUUUUAAGGGCAACACUUCUGAGGACUUAAGCUCCGACUUCUCCGACUACGAUGGAGAGAUUGACGAGGAUGACGAGCUUGUGGACAUUGAGACUGUGGAAGAAGUAGGACAAGGAAUGGCCAUCGCCAAAAUGAAAGAAGCUGUGCGCAUGGCGUUACAGGACUCACGAGAUACGAGUGCCAUUGGAUUAAUCAGCAAACUGGCCAUGACUCAAUUGGAGGAACAAAUUGACGAGGGGUCGAAGGAUAUAAAGAGGCGGACAUCCCACACGGUGCUAGAGAGGCAAAGACGAUCUGAGAUGCGGGAUCUCUACGACAAACUGCAGACUGUACUUAAGAGUGACCCCAAAGCCCCCAGGCUCCGCCUCCUCUCACUGGCUGUAAAUGAAAUCCAAAAUCUGGUUGAGACAUCCAAAAGUCUGGAGGAGCAGAAGAUGAGGCAGGAGUCGAUGCAGUCCUUCUAUUUGAAGAAGCUCUCCACUUUGUCGGGGAAGCCGGAUGAGCAGAUAAAACACAAGCUGAAACAGAUCUUCGAGAAGCAGAAAAUCAGAGAGACGAACUCAAAAUGGAAGCCAUUCUUUUCCAAUCUCCUCCAGUCCAGAGCCGCUUUACUAGAAGCCACUUCACCUGAGUCCAAGCUGCAGCCCCCGACGCUGUCUGACUUCUUCACGGACAAGUCUCAUCUUCACCCUCUCGUUGCUGCAGCACUUGAGACUGUGCAAAAGAAGCCCACACCCAAGCCAAAUUUCGGGCCUCUAGCAGUGUUUUCUGAAGCCAUGCUCAAUUUUAAUGCAACCCCACCACAGGCAAAGACGCAGCCAGGGGACCCUAAGGACCCAGAAGAUGAACAGCCUCAUGAGAAGGAGACAGUGGGACAGCAGGAGACAGCUGACAAUACUCUAAAACCCCAGACAAAGCUCCAGCAACCAAUAUUUGUAACUACACCUCAGGUCACUAAAGCAGCUACACCUCAGGACACAGAAGGCCAGGCUGGAGCCCCACCUGUUUCCUCUUCCAACAAUUCCAAGAAGCCUGGGGAUCCUCAAAAACCUGUGCCACUUCCUCUAAUCCGCUCCAAGACCGGCAGAAUCAUUCUACCUGCCUCUCUCAAACCACUUGGUCAAGGGUACUACACACUGAUGAUCAUGAAGCCAAAGGAGGAUGGAGCAGGGGGUGGGCCCUCAGAUCUGGACCCAUCCAAAAGCAAAGACAAGAACCCUUCUGAGUACAACCAACUUCCAACUUUAGAAAACAUUCCAAUGUUAAGAAAAUGUGUCCCAACCACUAAACCUCAACCAAAGCCUCAAGUUGUACCUACACCCGAGGGUGACCAUGUCGUCCUCAACAAACAAAUCAUUGUGCCUUUAGUGGAUCUGAAAACAGUCAAGGAGAGGCGCACUGAAGCGGGUGAAUUGAAAACACACGGAGCUGCCCGUCUGACUUUCGAGCAUGUACGUCAGGUUCCUACGUACAUGGUCGAGCCAAAGCCUGAUCGUGAUCCUCCUGUAGCCCGCCGGCGCAGAGGAAGACCUCGAAAGCACCCUCUUCCUCUUGUCGGUGAAAACGCACAACAUGCUGUGACUUGUGAAAGUGAAAGUGAGACAUCAAUACUGAUAGCAGAUGUCAAACCCGAGAAAGAGACUGUGGAGGUGACAAAGACACAAUCGGAGGACUACUCUCCACCAAUCAAACGAGGCAGAGGGAGACCUCGCAGGGAUAAAAAGAAGGAACAAUUCUUACAGAUGUGGAGACCUCCACCUAAUCUAACAAGAAAGACUCGCCCGAAAUCAGAGGAGGACAGUCCUGACAGGUUUUCGGGCACUUUCCAAAGCCCAGAUGCUAAAUGCAAGACGAAAGAAAGCCCUUCUCCGGGACAUAGAAGCACAUCCAGGCCUCUAACUCGAGGUGCUCUAGGAAAGGACUUCCCCAGCGCCAAGAGGCGCUCAUGGAUAGACGUAGAGAAGGAACUGGAACCAGAACAGGAGUAGUGAAGUCCUUAAAUCUUCCUGUCAGUACUAAAGCCAAUGCACACAGUCGUCUGACCUCAGUCUAAGCGCUUGGUGCUGCUCUUUUCUGUGUGAUUACAAAACUCAGUGGAAUUCAUUGACCUGCUGAAUGUAUGAAUGAAAGUGAAUAAUACCUCCCGCGUUCAGUUUUGAUAAUGUUUUUCUAAAAGGCUUCUUUGACUAGAAUGGUUAAAGUCAUUUAUUACAUAUCAGUUUUACACAAAUGGAAAUAACACUGUGAGGAUUGUGUAAAUAAAACGUGGAAGAAAAUACGAGAUCAGAUGUCACACUGCUUCAUCAGCUGUGUGGAAUGUAAAUGUUAAUUUAUGUUUGUUUCCAUUUUUAUUGAGGAACUAGUUUGAUGCAUUAUUUGAAAAAUGUUCUUCAUUACUAACUCAGUGGAGAUCAUCUGUAGAAGCACUUUGUUUUUUUUUGUAGAAACAAUCCAUGAUGUAUUUGCUUUAAUCUGGGUGGUUAGCGGUAAUGAUCUGCUGUCUGGGGAGUUGAUUCAGUAAUGCGGUACUACAUAAACUCCUGAUGAUGUGUCACAAGCAAUCAAGAUGAAAGCUAUUAGCCAUAUAUUGUAUCUAUGAAAAUAACCUGUAAAUAUUGUAUUUCUUUUUCUUUUUUUUUUAUUCCAGUACAUGUAUUUUGUGGAUGAUUUUGAAACGCUGGUUGUCCUUGUGACUCCAGUUACAUUUAAAAUGUGGGAAAUCAAGUGGCCUUUAUUAUUAAUAAAAAAAUACUACAUGCA
This is a messenger RNA of Labrus mixtus (cuckoo wrasse), 7805 nucleotides long. RefSeq names its product MAX dimerization protein MGA-like (gene magl). The transcript has 22 exons. Gene Ontology annotation, cellular component: nucleus. NCBI's taxonomy places the organism in Eukaryota, Metazoa, Chordata, Actinopteri, Labriformes, Labridae. The record is from RefSeq and is a predicted model, not a curated record. Gene Ontology annotation, biological process: positive regulation of DNA-templated transcription; regulation of transcription by RNA polymerase II; cell fate specification. Gene Ontology annotation, molecular function: protein dimerization activity; RNA polymerase II cis-regulatory region sequence-specific DNA binding; DNA-binding transcription factor activity, RNA polymerase II-specific. Bases 215 to 7033 code for a protein of 2272 amino acids.